Molecule: messenger RNA, 1263 nt
Organism: Macadamia integrifolia
Lineage: Eukaryota; Viridiplantae; Streptophyta; Magnoliopsida; Proteales; Proteaceae
Exons: 3
Coding region: 405-836 (143 amino acids)
Source: RefSeq, a predicted model, not a curated record
UUUGUGUUAUACAUGAGUGAGUUGAACCCUUUCUGGGUUGAGCUUUUUACUAUUCAUUGUCACCAACACUCCAUAUGCUCGAGCUUCCCUAUCUUUUUAAGUCCCUUGCUUUUAUAUAAUUAAGAAUCUUUCCUUGGCUAUAACGUGUGUGUGUGUGUGUGAGAGAGAGAGAGAGAGAGAGAGAGAGAGAGAGAGACGUCACACGUGCAGAGUCCCAAUCAUGGCCGGAGGUUCUUCUGGCAUAGCAAUAGCAUGUCCAUUAAGCGCCACAGCCCACUUGGUAUAAUUCUUGGUCUUCUAAAUUUCUAGUACUCUUUGAACAGUCUCAACUCAGACUGUAUCCUGUGUUAGUUCUCUUGUCUUCUAUCGAUCUAUCUCCGUCCUGUCAACCCUCCCUCCUGCUGAUGGGGAGAGGAGACUCAUCAGCAGUCGCUGCAGCGUGUGCUGAGAAUAGCAGUUCGGCCACGUGCACCCAACUGUGGUCCAUCAGUGGGGAUUCCCUCAGAAGGUACGUGCAUUUUGCGAGUGAGAGCUGCAUACAGGAAUUGUUGUCUGCUUCCGACUCGAACAGGGUCAUCAAUGGUCACGAUGGCUGGAAGGUUCUUGCCCGUGAUAAUGACAUUGAGAUAUCGAAGCGUUGGUCUGGUUCACUUCACACCUUCCUCAGCCGCUGGCUGCUUAGAUCAAUCUCCCCCCAACAAUUCAUCAUCUUUGCCAAUGCCAUCGACGCUGCCAAGUUGGAUCCUGCGGGUUGGCUGCCCAAGUGCUUUGUCAAUCGACUCAACACCAAGUUGGUUUUGAUGAUCGACAAUCCUAGGAAGCUAGCUCAGAGCUAAUCCCAUUGAUGGUGACAUAUGAUGUACUUUUAAAUGAUAAAUGGAUUUUUCUUUUGGCAAUUUAAUUACAGUUUUGUAGUGAUAUAAUAUUGUUAUUCCAUUGUGGACAGCGGUGGCAGGACAAAAUUUGGCAGCUGCCCAGGUUGCAACCAAGUAGUUGUUGCCUUGCUUGUAGUCAAUGAAAUGAAACCUGGAAGAGUGCUUUUGAAAAUAAUAAAACUUAGGAGGAUAUCUGUGGUCUUAAUGGGGUAAGUUAAUAAUUCUAUUUCAUUGGCUGGCAAUAGGGGUUGUAGCCAAAUAGCUGCAACUCAGGCAGUAGUCAAAUUUCUUUUACAAUUUGUCAUGUCAAUGAUAUAUUUCACGUUUUUUAUUUAUUCAAAAUACAGUUUCUUGUUUUUGAGUAUUAUAAUGAUCUUUUUAAUCUCAA